UAUUGAAUAAUUGCCGGAACCUAUACUUAUGUUAUUUGUUCAUGAGAAAUGUGCGGUCUCUACGCAAUCGAAGUGAGGACGCAUCUUACAAGCAAAGGCUAUCGACCUUCCUACGGUUACUUGAAGUAACUGUUCUGUUGAUGGAAAUAACUUAGCAGCUCUCAGAACUGCGCAGGUACAGCAACGGAGACAUUUACGCGCGGGUUCCUUGGCUUAUAGUACUUAUUAUAAUUUAAAAUAUUUUAGAAUGAAGUGUGAAUUAAUUUUUGUAAUAGUCUCAGCAGUGAUGAGAUGCGUCAUAUGUACGCAUUACGAUCAAAGUCAAUCGGGUGAUUUUAAUGUUCAAGUUGGACUAAAAGACUUACAAAUCAUAGCACUUUUGAACGGCGGCAAAGAAGAAUAUGUGGAUUAUGACUAUGCGUAUGAUUACAAUGAAAUGACAAUCAAACCGCAGAACCGGACGACCCCGAGGCCAUUAAACGCUUCAACCAGUACUGAGCCUGACUCUGUGAGGAAUAAUAAAACUACAGUACCGGCAUUGCAUGAUCAAACAGAACCACCAACCAGAGCUCCUAUCACAGGAUUGUAUGAACCAUCGACAGACGUGACCGUUAUCGACAAUAAUACAACUACAAAAAACGCCAUUGAGGCUUCAUCAGAAACAUCUUUAAAUACAAUCGCUUCUCCAAACUCAACGUCGAAUGGUAAAAAAUGCAAAAAAGGUUUCGUUUUAAAUUAUAAAGGCGACUGUGAAUUAAAGUUGCAGAGCACGGGCAACGCCUUGUUAAAAUUAGUAAAAUUAUCACAAAAACUUAAAUUAAGAAGAGAAAAUAAAGAGGACUAAAUUUUAUUAAAGGAAUUUGGAGGGCUAUUCAGAUUGGAAGAAGUGCUUGAUAAUACAGGUUUAUUUGUAUAACUUUAAGUACUUGCUAAAUUUUAAUUGCAACAACAUGUAUUAAAUAAUAAAUGAUUUA
Messenger RNA from Pieris napi, 974 nucleotides. RefSeq lists its product as uncharacterized. The coding region runs from base 248 to 844 and encodes 198 amino acids. The record is from RefSeq and is a predicted model, not a curated record. The transcript has 3 exons. Lineage: Eukaryota; Metazoa; Arthropoda; Insecta; Lepidoptera; Pieridae.